This is a messenger RNA of Helianthus annuus (common sunflower), 1835 nucleotides long. Its product is annotated as tubulin gamma-1 chain. Bases 115 to 1539 code for a protein of 474 amino acids. Gene Ontology annotation, cellular component: gamma-tubulin complex; cytoplasm; nucleus. Gene Ontology annotation, molecular function: GTP binding; structural constituent of cytoskeleton. The record is from RefSeq and is a predicted model, not a curated record. Lineage: Eukaryota; Viridiplantae; Streptophyta; Magnoliopsida; Asterales; Asteraceae. The transcript has 12 exons. Gene Ontology annotation, biological process: cytoplasmic microtubule organization; mitotic spindle organization; mitotic sister chromatid segregation.
CUUUUCUAAUUUAAAAAAUAAAAGCACCGUCGUCCCCGCCACACACACACUAUACACACAACUUCGAAACCCUAGAAUCAAUAUCAAUCAAAGAAGAAGAAGUAGAAUCAAAAGAUGCCUCGUGAAAUCAUAACGCUUCAAGUAGGACAAUGCGGCAACCAGAUCGGAAUGGAGUUCUGGAAACAACUUUGUUUGGAGCACGGUAUCUCUAAAGACGGUAUACUCGAAGAUUUCGCUACUCAGGGAGGUGACAGAAAAGAUGUGUUUUUCUAUCAAGCUGAUGAUCAACACUACAUACCAAGAGCAUUGCUAAUGGAUUUGGAGCCCAGGGUGAUUAAUGGGAUCCAAACUGGUGAAUACAGAAAUCUUUAUAAUCACGAGAAUAUAUUUACUUCAAAAGAAGGAGGGGGUGCAGGAAACAAUUGGGCCAGUGGAUAUCAUCAGGGUAAGAGUUUUGAGGAGGAUUUGAUGGACAUGAUCGACAGAGAAGCGGAUGGAAGCGAUAGUCUUGAAGGAUUCGUUUUAUGUCAUUCGAUUGCUGGAGGAACUGGCUCAGGCAUGGGCUCGUACCUUUUGGAGACUUUAAACGAUCGUUACAGCAAGAAACUUGUUCAAACAUACAGUGUGUUUCCUAAUCAGAACGAGAUAAGUGAUGUGGUGGUCCAGCCAUACAACUCCCUUUUGACUCUCAAACGACUUACACUUAAUGCUGACUGUGUUGUUGUUCUUGAUAACACUGCACUAAAUAGAAUUGCUGUAGAACGCUUGCAUAUACAAAAUCCUUCUGUUUCUCAGACCAAUUCUUUAGUUUCGACUGUAAUGUCCGCCAGUACAACCACCCUGCGGUAUCCUGGAUAUAUGAACAAUGAUUUGGUCGGCCUUCUUGCUUCUUUGAUCCCGACCCCGCGGUGUCACUUUCUUAUGACAGGGUAUACACCACUGACAGUAGAGCGCCAGGCUAAUAUGAUUCGUAAAACAACUGUACUGGAUGUGAUGAGAAGACUUCUCCAGACAAAGAAUAUCAUGGUUUCAUCACAUGCUAGAACAAAAGAAGCCAGUCAGGCUAAAUAUAUAUCAAUCCUAAACAUUAUUCAGGGAGAAGUUGAUCCUACCCAGGUACAUGAUAGUUUGCAGCGUAUACGUGAAAGAAAGCUUGUUAAUUUCAUUGAGUGGGGCCCUGCUAGCAUUCAGGUUGCUCUCUCGAGAAAGUCACCGUAUGUUCAAACUGCCCACAGGGUCAGUGGGCUCAUGUUGGCAAGUUAUACCGGAAUUCGACAUUUAUUCUCAAAAUGCUUGAGUCAGUACUCUCUCUUAAGAAAGCGACAGGCGUUUCUCGACAAAUACAGGGAUUUCCCAAUGUUUAGUGACAACGAUCUAUCGGAAUUUGAUGAGGCGAGGGACAUUAUUGAGAGUUUGGUUGAUGAAUAUAAGGCUUGUGAAUCCCCAGAUUAUAUAAAAUGGGGAAUGGAGGAUCCUGAUCAUAUCCUAACAGGAGAAGGAAAUGCCACAGGGACAGUUGAUCCCAAGUUAGCAAUGUGAAGUGGCCAAGGCCUAAAGAGUUUGGUUUUUUGCUUACUACAUGGUGAUGGUGUGCAUCGGACGGAAUUAAGAUUGUAAAUUUGGUGUGUAUUGUGUUAGAAAUUAUGAUUGUAUUUGUCGGUUAGUAAACGUGUUGUUGAAGUGUGAUUUUGAUGACGUCGUGAAUUAGUUUAAGAAGCAUUGAAAGGUUGUACAGACUACAAACUCGAAUACCCUGUACACGGUAGGUUGGAUUUGACAUACAUAGUCAUGUCCAUGCAUCUUCUUAUAGUCGUGAAUCUCCUUUUACUCGCGUA